This is a messenger RNA of Eimeria acervulina, 3501 nucleotides long. RefSeq lists its product as hypothetical. Bases 1 to 3501 code for a protein of 1166 amino acids. Lineage: Eukaryota; Apicomplexa; Conoidasida; Eucoccidiorida; Eimeriidae. The record is from RefSeq and is a predicted model, not a curated record. The transcript has 2 exons.
AUGCCGGGCCCACACCGCCUGGCCACCCCCACGCCCUUCUCCCGGCUGAACGCCUGGGUGGAGGCGACGCCCUCUGCUCCUAAAGAGCUUCUACUGAAGCCUGCUGCUAGCACCCCUCCUGCAGCCUCUGCUGCAGCAGCAGCAGGAACAGCAGCAGCAGCAGCAACAACAACGGCGCAUGCCGCUGUCGAUAGCCCUCUGGGAAGGGGCGAAUCCUUCAUUGGCGCUGCAGAUGCAGGUGCUGAAACAGCAGCAGCAGCAGACUCAGCCGGAGCAGCAGCAGCAACAGCAGCAGCAGCAGCAGCAGCAGCAGAAGGUGAUGCUGCUUCUGAUUGGUCGGCGUUAGAUGACUCCUUCUUGCUGCACCUCAGCAGCGACCUGCGGCGACAGGUUUGGUGCUAUCAUUUGCUGCUGGGGGGCCCCACAGAAGAGGGGGGCCCCUUCCCUCGUCUCCCUUCGUUUGCUUCACAUAGCAGGCCCCCGUCUUUGUCUGUAUUGCUUGCAGAUCUUUUAUCUUUUGUUUUUCUUGUCUCGCCAAACUGCUGCUCUCUCACCUGCUUUCACAAACAAAGGCCCCCGCAAACGCAUUCAGGGGCCCCUGCUGCUGCUGCUCUUGUUGCUGCUGCUGCUGCCCCGCUGGAGCAGCAACAAGAGCAGCAGCAACAGCAGCAGCAGCAGCAGCAGCAGCAGCAGUUCCAAACUAGCAGCAAACCCACUUCGCCUUCUCAUGCUCCAGCAGCAGCAGCAGCAGCUGCUGCUGCUGCUGGGGCUGUAGGCCUGCAGCAGAAUGACCCGCUUGGCGCUGCGCUGCUGCAGGCACUCGUUGUGUUGCUGCUGCAGUUAGAGAGCUCAGCUUCUGGGCUGUCUGAGGGGCCGCAGCAGCAGGAGUCUCCAAGGGGGCCCCUUGGGGGCCCCCUAUCCCUCGGUGUUAGCCGCGCUUCUCUGUUUCGCUCGUUGCUGCUGCUGCUGCUUGGCUCUUCUUAUUUACAUCUCAUUGCGCUGCUGGGAAGUUCUGCUGAUGCGGACCCGCAGCAGCAGCAGCAGCAGCAGCAGCAGCAGCAGCAGCAGCAGCAGCAGCGGAAGCAGUGUCCUUCCUUUUGGAAGUUCAUUUCUAUAUUUGGGGCUGAGGCUGCAAAGGAUUUGCUGCUGCUGCAAUGUGCUCAGCAGCCAGCAGCAGCAGCAACAACACCAGCUGCAGCAGCAGUGCCUUCUAGUGCUGCUGCAGCAGCAGCAGCAGCAGCCUCCUCUCUCAGAGACUCCGAGGGGCCCCGCCCCAGCUGCAUGUCUUCGCUGCUGCUUCGCUGGGGCCCCCAGUGGGGGCCCCCUGACCGAAGUUCUUUGAUAGGGGUAUCUCUGGGGCUGCAGAAUUUGCUGCUGCAGUGCAGCAACACAAUGCUGCAGGUCUCCCUCUGUCUCCAACCACCGUGUGCAGCGGCUUCAUUUGGGGGCCGUGCUGCACCUGCAGCAGCAGCAGCAACAACAGCAACAGCAACAGGUGGAGGAGCAGAAAACUCCUGGACCUGCAUUCCUGCCGAAGCAGCAGCAGCAGCUGCUGCUGCUGCUGCAUCGGCUGCUCGCAUUGCUGCAGACCAAAGCCUUGGGGAGUUCGUGCAGCUGCUGCAGCAGCAAAGUAUUGAUUCUCCCACGUGCCGCAGCAGCAGCAGCACCACCAGCAGCUGCUGCUGCUGCAUGACGGGGCCUUGCUGCUGCAGCAGCUCAAGCAUAGAACGAGGCCAGCAAGAAGGGGCACAGCCAAAUGCUGCGCAAGCGCCAGCAGCAACUGCUGCAGCAGCAGGAGAAGCAACUCCUGCUGCAGCAGCAGCAUCCCCUGCUGCAGCAAGUGACGCUGCUGCUGCGCCUGGUGUAACUGCGCUUGGUGCUGCUGCAGGAUCUGCACGUGCUGCUGCACCUGCUGCUGCUGCAGCAACAACAGCAGCAGCAACAGCAGCAGGCUCGCAGCAGCCAGAUGGUUUGUGGGUAUCCGUCUCAACUUUGCUGGAGCUGCUGCAGGAAGAAGAAGCAAGCCAGGCUGCAGCUUCUCGUUGUGCUACAGCAGCAGCAGCUGCUGCACCAGCUCCUGCAGCAGCUGCUGCUGCACCGGCCACUGCAGCAGAUAUAAAGCUGGAAGCACCAGCAACAGCAGCGGGAACCUCCUCUUCUGCUGCUGCAGAGGCUUCAAAUGCUGCAGCAAAGCGCAGCAGCGAGCAGCAGCGGCAACCCCACACAUCGGGCGAGGCUUCUCAGCGCAGCGACCAAGAGCAGCAGCAGCAGCAACAGCAGCAGCAGCUGCAGCAACAACAACUGCAGCAGCAGCAGACGUCCUCACCGCCGUCAACGGGGGGGGACGCCACUGCUUCUAGGGCAGCGUCGCAAGACUCAGCAGCAGCAGCAGCAGCAACAGCAGCAACAGCAGCAGCGGCACCUGCAUCAUCAGCAUCAAAGCAGGCAGAGGCUACAGCUGCGGGGAACACGGCAGCUGCGGAAGCUGCAGCAACAGCAGUAGCAGCAGCAGCAGCACCACCAUCAUCAACAGAACCAGCAGCGGAAGCGCAAGCGGCGACAGAAACAGCAGCAGGAGCAGCAGCAGCAGCAGCAGAAGUUGCUGCUGCGUCUCCUCCUAUCGAAGAUGCCUCUUCGCCAUCUACCCCUGGGGAUCUACCUCUAGGGCCGCAGCUGCAAGCUGCUGCUGCUGCAGUGCAGCAGCAAAUCUGCUGCUUUGUUCAGGAGGCCUGCCGCGCUCUCCCCCCGCCUCAUUUGCUGCUGUGGCAUGCGACGUGGGCUUCGCAGCGCACGCAAGUGGAGAUGCUGCUGCAGCAGCAGCUGCAGCAGCAGAAGCUGCAGCAGCAGCAAAUGCAGCAGCAACAUAUGCAGCAGCAGCAAAUGCAGCAGCAAGAGAUGCAGCAACAACAGAAACAGCAACAGCUGCUCCAGCAGCAGCAGGUGCAGCAACAGCAGCAGCUGCAACAGCAGCAGCAACUGCAGCAACAGCAGCAGCUGCAGCAUGCGGCUACCCAGGAGCUGCAGAACAGCCGGCCCUCGCACGUCCCCGCUGCAGUUGCUGCUCAGCUAGCAUACAGAGAGGCGAAGAACAGGCAAGCAGCAGCAGCAGCAAGUGCAGCAGCAGCAGCAGCAGCAAGUGCAGCAGCAACAACAGCAGCAGAAGACUGCGGAAGGGCUUCACGGGGCUCAGAGGGGGCCCCCCAGGGCCCCUUUGCUGUUCGGAGGGAGCUGCCGUGGUUAAGAAGGCCAGGGUCAACGCAGCACUGCAGCAGCAGCAGCAGCAGCAGCAGCAGAAGUUAUGCAGGGCUCCCAACCAAAGGUGUCUUAGUGGGCCCCAUAGCGGACAGGAAAGGCAGAGCAGCGAAGCUUGCUCGGCAGGAGGCUGCUGAUCUGCAGCAGCAGCAGCAGCAGCAGCAGCAGCAGUGGAGCGCAUCCGAGUGCGGCGAGGCAGCAGCAGCAGCAGCAGCAGGAGCGGAGCAGUGGGUAGCAGCAGCCUUUUAA